AUGUGCAUACCUUCUUCCGCAUAUCCCAGAAUAUUAAAGCAAUGCCACCCUUUCGAUGCAUCGCCCGUCCAUGGAGGCUUUUACAACGUCAACCCUGGCCACCGUCAACCAUUGCCGCACCCCGGCUUGAGCUUUCUCAGCCUAUCGAGGAGGAGACAUCACUAUACUACCACCCAGAUCGCUUUUAUCCAGUUCGCCUUGGAGACGUUCUCAACCGGAGACAUAAAAGCCGACAAUGUCAUGAUUCGGUUUGAAGACCCGACACUUGCACACCGAUCCGCUCUGCAGGAACGUCUAUAUCCACUUCCUCAAAAGCAUUAUGAGGAUCGUGUUAUAUAUCGCACUAAAAAUAAUUUGGACAACUUAACGGGACUGCUGGAUAUGUCCAACUCUCAGAUUUUGACUGUGCUGUUCGAGGAGAUGUCGAAAACAACGGCCCAAUUCAGGCUGACAUUUAUCGUGCCCCUGAGUGUUGACAUCUGGAGUCUGGGUGUGAUGUUGUAUGGUUUACUUGAAGGAAAACCGCUCUUUGCCGCCGUGGACACGUGUUCUGGCAAUGAAUACGACGGGAUAAACCAUCUUGCUCUCAUGACGGCUCUGCUUGGACCGCCACCGGAAGGCCUUUUACGUCGAGGGCAGAGAACAGGCAAGUUAUACGAUGAUUUAAAAGAGCCCCACGUUAAGCCAGCGCCGGAUGAGUUUAGUUUUGAAAAGCUCGUCACCCGCGUCUCCGGCGAGGAGAAGGAGAUGUUUAUAAAUUUUAUCAAGAGGAUGCUUACGUGGGACCCGAAAAAACGAAGUACGGCCAAGGAGCUGUUGGCCGAUCCUUGGCUACCUUUUGGCCCGUGA
Molecule: messenger RNA, 849 nt
Organism: Uncinocarpus reesii 1704
Lineage: Eukaryota; Fungi; Ascomycota; Eurotiomycetes; Onygenales; Onygenaceae
Exons: 6
Coding region: 1-849 (282 amino acids)
Biological process (GO): peptidyl-serine phosphorylation; peptidyl-threonine phosphorylation
Molecular function (GO): ATP binding; protein serine/threonine kinase activity
Source: RefSeq, a predicted model, not a curated record